This is a messenger RNA of Conger conger (European conger), 2338 nucleotides long. RefSeq names its product fibrinogen-like 2a (gene fgl2a). The coding region runs from base 86 to 1465 and encodes 459 amino acids. NCBI's taxonomy places the organism in Eukaryota, Metazoa, Chordata, Actinopteri, Anguilliformes, Congridae. The transcript has 2 exons. The record is from RefSeq and is a predicted model, not a curated record.
ACACGCUCGUGAGAGGGAGAAGCAGACCAGCGCUGCCCUCCUACAGUACUCUCUCUCUCUCUCUCUCUCUGCGCUGUGAGACACCAUGAGGCUGGCGCUAAUGUGCGCGUGUUGGACCCUGCUGCUGUCAGUGGCCCGGGUCGCCACGGAGACGGGCGACGAAAAAGCCGCGGGGGAGAAAGCCACGGGGGAGAAAGCCGCGGGGGAGAAAGCCGCGGCCCCCGGCUGCCCGAUCAGGUUCAAGUCGGCGGGGCAGUGCGGGGAUGGGGAGGAGUGCCCGUACCAGGUCACCCUGCCUCCCCUCACCAUCCAGCUGCCCAAGCAGUUCAAGAUGCUGGAGAAGACCAUGAAGGAGCUCCAGAGCCUGAAGGAGACGGUGAACAAGCUGAAGAGCUCGUGCCAGGAGUGCAGGAAGCAGGCGGACCGGGACAUCCAGCAGGACAGCGGGGAGACGGUGCCGCUCGACCAGCCGGCCCGCGGGGACAACGACGAGGGCGGGAAGCCCGGCGACCACUCCAAGGACCAGCAGAGCCUCAAAAUUCAGGAGAUGCAGGUGAAGAUGAAUCGCAUGUCCAGCAGCCUGAAGAACGCCCGCAGCCAGAUCAACACCCUGCAGGGGCGACUGGAGGGGCUCAACCUCAUCAACAUGGACAACGUCAACUCCAUCGUGGAAACCAAGGUGGCCAACAUAACCACGGUCAUCAACAACCUCAACAGCAAGUGCUCCAGUGCGUGCCCGGUUGUGACAUCUCCUCAGUUCCUCAUAGCGCCCAGAGACUGCUCCGACUACAACAUGAUGGUGGAGAAAAAGAACGGGGUGUACUCAGUGACGCCCGACCCCCGGAGCGGCACCUUCAAAGUGUACUGCGACAUGGAGUCCUACGGCGGGGGGUGGACCGUGGUGCAGAGGCGCAUCAACGGGAGCGUCAGCUUCAACCGCACCUGGGCCGAGUACAAGAAGGGCUUCGGCAACCUCCUGGGGGAGUUCUGGCUAGGCAACGACCAGAUUCACCAGCUGACCAAGGCCAAGGACAUGGUCCUCCGCAUCGAGCUGGAGGACUUCCGGGGCGUCCGGGAGUACGCCAAGUACGACCGCUUCUACGUUUCCAACGAGUUCCUCCGCUACCGCCUGACGGUCAGCGGCUAUUCUGGCACUGCCGGAGACGCCUUGCACUUCAACAAGCACUACGACCACGACCAGAAGUUCUUCACCACCCCGGACAAGGACAAUGACAUGUAUCCGUCCGGCAACUGCGGGGCCUACUACAGCUCCGGAUGGUGGUUCGACGCUUGCAUGUCAGCCAAUCUCAACGGCAAAUACUACAAGGAGAAAUACAAAGGGGUGCGCAAUGGCAUCUUCUGGGGCACGUGGCACAACAUGACGCAGGAAUACUACCCCACCAAUUUCAGAAAUCCUUUCAAGACUGUCAAAAUGAUGAUCAGACCAAAGAACUAUGCACCGUGAAGCACUCACACUCUGCUGGUGACCUGAAAAAAAGGAGGUCAACCUGGUCCUUUAAGGGCCUUCUACCACUCUGCUUCCUGCUGAACGUAAAGAAAUAUUUAUACAGUGAGAGCAAGUGCUAAAGGCACGUUUCCACUGAUACUCUCACCAGCUUCCAAUACAAAAACCAUUUCUUUCAUCAAGUAUCAAUAUUAGAGGUUUUCAAACCGAAUCCACAAGAACAUGAACAAUGUACUUGCACUGAUGAUCAGUAACAAAACUGAUAUACAAAAGUCAACAGGAAUAAAGCUACUUUGAUUGAUCGCAUUAAGAUUCAGUUUUUAAGUUACCUGAUCUUCUGCAACUUCAGCCCAAUGUUACCUGAACUUGCAUAGAAUGCAUAGAAACUUAGCUUAAGAAAACAAAGGAGCUUUGCUUAUGUACUGUGCCGUUAUGAUCAUUACCUUACACAACCUGGCUCAACUGAAAAUGUUGUGAAAUGUUGUGCGGUGUGUAUGAUACUGCCUCCUGGCUUUAGACAGUUUUAUUACACCAUAUUCCUUUUAGGUCAGGUUGAGAAUUAUGAGAAUGUAGUGAACAGAGGGAAAUGUACAGUAUUUAUUGUGAAAGCUAAAUAGCACUGUAAUUAAUAUAUAAGAUUAUAUCUUUGUGCUUUGAAUUGCUGGAGAAAACUUUGAAAGAUAUAGGCCUAUUAUGAACUCAACCACUGUCAUCUCUUCUGUUUGACUCAAACUGAGGUAAAUGAUCGGUGUACAGUGUAAUACUGUACUGAAGAUCAGAUUGUGUAUAUUGGAGCUUUUCUACUACCUGAAACCGUUGUAUUAAAAUGUAUGUAUUUUUUAAAUGAAAAUCUAAUAAAUGUGUUUUCUAUUA